This is a messenger RNA of Gymnodraco acuticeps, 3585 nucleotides long. RefSeq names its product inositol 1,4,5-trisphosphate receptor interacting protein (gene itprip). Bases 406 to 2022 code for a protein of 538 amino acids. The record is from RefSeq and is a predicted model, not a curated record. Lineage: Eukaryota; Metazoa; Chordata; Actinopteri; Perciformes; Bathydraconidae. The transcript has 2 exons. Gene Ontology annotation, cellular component: membrane.
AUCUGGCAACAGUGAAAAAAGGCAGGUUUGUAUUAGUUCACUAUGCGAUGAAGUAAAUAGACAUCUUGACAUUUCAAAAGCUGAGAAAAUAAUAUGAUAAUACCAGGAAAUAAAUGGAAAUGUUCAGGCACAACACCCUCCUCUCAGUUUAAGAUGGCUAUUUUGGUUGAGGAGAGGAAGCUGGGCGGUGUCUUCCUUUAUGGGUGGAGCACAAAGUCAGGAAAUGAGUAAGAGAAAAAAACGGUUUCCCUCCCAUAUGAGUUUGGUGAGGAUGCGUAAACCGGAGAGCCCAACAUACGUUUAUCAGGAUGGACGUAACGGGAAAACGGCAUAAAGGGUCUGAGCUACAUCUGCCCAGACAUCUGCGAUGUGCUUCAAUGUGUGUUUGUUAGAAACAAGCUGAAGAUGCAGGGGGCCAUUGCACGAGUGUGUAUGGUGGUGACUGCUGCCAUAUUAAACCACCCCUUGCUCUUUCCCCAAGAGAACACCACACCUCCAGAGCAGGAAGAUGAGGUGAUCGCUCGAAUGCGGGAGCACCAGGAGAGGCUGGAAAUGGAGCAGGCAAGGCUGGAGAAUGAGCUUUCACAGUUGGACUCAAAGCAGGAAGAGCAAUCUAGCUCAGAGGAAGGAUACAGUUGGUACUUGUGGAGCACCGUGUCUUUUGUCAUUUUCUUCACGAUUGAGAUGUGCAGGGUGAAUCUUUCUGACGCAGAAAUACGUCCGGUUGAGGAUGAAGACCUAUUAUCAGAGAGUGGUGUCAUCACCCCCAGGACGAUGGUGCUGGAUAAGGUUGUCCUGAGCAACUUCUGCGACAAAUCCAACUACACUUUGUCUCAUGAAAACUGGAGAGUGAGGGAAUUUGUCGAGGGUUUUGCCGAUGACUUGCUGGAGUCGCUCAGGAGUGUCUGUGACGGGGAGGCAGACAUGGAAGUUGGGGACUUUGUCGGGAUUGGAAGCAUGUUUGAGUCUUGGAAGGUGUGCAAGCCACUGACGUGCGACCUUAUAGUGCCUUUCUCACCUCCAGAUCCGUACUCCUUCCAGUUUGACUUGUGGUGCAGCCCCUCCUGUGACAUGCCUCCAGACAUGCAGGGCUGUGGUAAGAUAAAGGUGGACGGCUUUCGGGAGGACAAGGAGGGAUGUCUUUGUGGCUCUGCUAACUUGGGGGAGGACAUGCUCUGUCUGUUGCAUGGGGGGGAAGACACAGUCCAAGUGGAACAUAGUCCUGAAGAACUGCUGUGCUCUAGAAACACUCAUUUGUUGACUAAAGAUCAAGUCACGAAGUGGUUUCAGAUCACUUUAACCAAAGCGUGGGGCCGCAUCUCUCACAAAUACGACUUUGAGGUUACAUUUGGCCACCUGGAUGCAGCCGGUGCACUCAAGAUCCGAUUCCGUUCGUGGAAAGUCAUCGUAAUGAACAUUAUACCCGUUGUUCAGUUGGAAGGUACGGAUGCUUAUUUUGUCCCACACUUUCCAUCAGAUUAUGUCAGCUCUCCCGACCCUUACUGGACCCUCUCGCUUGCUGUCUACGAGAGGAGUUUGCUGAAACAUUUUGCUAAACGCCUGCCACAAAACUCCUGUCAUUUACACUGCCUUCAGAUUGUGACUUUUCUACACAGAAAGCAAACGGUACUCACGGGGAAAAGUGCCCUCACUAACUACCACCUAAAGACUGCCCUGUUGCACUUGUUGCUGAGUAAAAGGCCCUCUGUGUGGGGCAUUGAGGAUACUGAGCAAAGGCUUCGGGAUGUGCUCAGCUUCUUGCAGAGGAGCCUACAUGAGAAGAGACUUCAUCACGCUCUGAUUGGGAACAGUCAAGUGCCGGAAGAAGUGCAGCUGCCUGAGGUUAUUAGCAAAGCAGAGCCCAUCAAUCUGUUCCGUUCUUUAUUUUUGCAGAGGGAGCUUUAUGCCGCAACAGUCAGGCAUUUCAAAGAGAUGUUGAGAAAUGCACCUGUGCUCAUACAGGAGUUCACACCGCCCUUAUCAAAUGGAGGUUUACACCACAGGCUAGAGGAAAAUGUGUGAGCUUAGGCCAGGGUUUCUUCAAAAGGAAACCACCAACUGAUCUUUAAAUAUCAUUCAAUGUUACUACGAACAAUGUUAUAAAUAGUUACACCAGACGAGUACUCAAAUGAAAAGGUGAACAUACAACAGUUCUCUUGAAAUCAUGUGGUGACUUGAGCUGUUGCCUUGUUAAAUUAAGUCUGCAGGAUCGCUUCUGAAGCUUAAAGGUGGUAGGGCUGCACAAUUAUUCGAAAUGAUAUCAAAAUUCAAAGUAUAGACAAGUGCAAUAUUCAAAUUGCAGGAAGCACAAUAUUUGUCUAAAUACGUGUUGGUAUACAAUUUUGAAUAAAGUAUUGUACAGCUGUAAGAGAUAUCCCAGCCAACAAAUCCUACUCUACAGUCUUACCAAAACAUUGUAAGGUAUGGAUCGUCUGUACAAUCAAUAUACUUUCCAAUGAAUAUUGAUAACUAUGAUUUAAAAAUAAACAAUUCCUUCAGUUUUUUUAAUCAUAUCAGUCAGUUGUUAUUUACAAAUCAUGCAGCCCCACUUAAUUCAUAUUGCUUGUUUUGCAGAUGUAACCUGGAUGAGAGAUUUUCAGUAGAUAUCCCUCUGCUUUAAAUUAUCACCAUUUAACAAAAAAUACCCAAAUAGCUGUUUUUGUUGGGGUAACAUUUUACAGAAAUACCUGAUAAUGCCGGUCUAACCAGGGAAUCUUUUUCCUAACAGUAAAGCUGUGGUUUUGUUUUCAUUUAUAUCAAUUUCAAUCUCAUGGCAACUAUUACAUUUUGUGAUGUUCAAUGUUUUUUUACUAUUAUAAAAGCAAAGUGUGUUAUAUUGUUGUGCCUAUUACAUUUCUACUGUGUUGUCAAUUUAUUAAAUUGGACAACCUUGAUAAGCAAGGAGGAAAAACAUUAUUUCGUUUAUUAGUGUAUCACACAGACUAGAGUCAUAUCAUCUACAUUUUUUAUUAGAAAAAAAGUGCCACAUUAUUGAAAAAACAUUGAGUCAUAUUUUCCUUUCCGUACCUCAUUAAGGUUUAUAUUUAAUAUUUAUUUAAUAACAAAUCAAGACUUAUUAUUUCCAAUAAACACAAUUCCUGUAUCCAUUUAAUGUUAACUCAUGAUAUCUGUUGCAAAAUAUUUUCCUAUGACAAAGUUGUAAACACAGACAUGAUCCCAAACCUGGAUAUGAAUAGAAAAAUGGGACGGUUUUAGAUUUGAUCACUUCUGUUCUACAGGCCGUAGUCAUAGUCUGGCUUCCCCUCCUGGUAAGACUUGUAGAAGGCCUUGUAGGUUUCUGCACUGUGCAUGCAGGCUUUGACCGCCGUGUCCUCUGACAUGCGCUCUGUCCACUUCUUCAACUCAGGUGUGCCACCAAGGCAGCUGAAAUAACAACGGGAAUUGAAUAAGUAAUUAAAUCACAACAUAUAAACACAAGAUUCAUAUCUGUUCAGGUGAGAUUCCCUGCUCUUCAAGUCUUGCUUCUGGACUUUACCUCAUAUUUGAACAGUUUGCUCGUCUUCUCUAUGGUUACCUUGAAUGUUUUUGGAAUGCUUCCACAAAUAAAAUGUAUUUAUUUUUUAA